Molecule: messenger RNA, 3726 nt
Organism: Bradysia coprophila
Lineage: Eukaryota; Metazoa; Arthropoda; Insecta; Diptera; Sciaridae
Gene: nAChRbeta2
Product: nicotinic acetylcholine receptor beta2
Biological process (GO): monoatomic ion transmembrane transport
Cellular component (GO): postsynaptic membrane
Molecular function (GO): transmembrane signaling receptor activity; acetylcholine-gated monoatomic cation-selective channel activity
Source: RefSeq, a predicted model, not a curated record
UGUUAAGCGAUUUGUUGGGUGUGUAAGGUUUCUCCGUUUAAAUUACAGUUAAAGUGAAGAAAAACAACAAAAAGUGAUUGGUAUCGACAACAAUGUUAUGCCUAAACGUUAGACUUGUCUUCCUCUUGUGUAGUUUCAUUACAACUUUCGCUCUAAAACAACCAGAAGCAAAUCCGGAUGCCAAACGAUUAUAUGAUGAUCUACUGAGUAACUACAAUCGGCUGAUACGACCAGUUGUAAACAAUACGGAAACGUUGACAGUAUGGUUGGGCAUAAAGCUUUCCCAGUUGAUUGAAGUGAAUUUGAAGAAUCAAGUGAUGACAACGAAUUUAUGGGUGCCACAGAAAUGGUACGACUAUAAAUUAAAAUGGGAUCCCGAAGAAUAUGGGGGGGUUGAAACAUUGUAUAUACCAUCGGAGCAAAUUUGGUUGCCGGAUAUUGUGCUGUACAAUAACUGGGACGGUAAUUAUGAGGUCACCCUUAUGACAAAGGCUACACUUAAAUACACCGGUGAGGUGUUUUGGGAGCCACCAGCAAUAUAUAAAUCGUCUUGCGAAAUUAAUGUUGAAUACUUUCCGUAUGACGAACAGACUUGUUUCAUGAAAUUUGGCUCGUGGACAUAUAAUGGCGCUCAAGUCGACCUGAAGCAUCUAAAUCAGCAACCCGGAAGCAACUUGGUUUUAAUCGGAAUCGAUUUGAGCGAAUUUUAUUUGUCAGUUGAAUGGGACCUAUUAGAAAUUCCAGCUGGACGGAACGAGGAAUACUAUCCGUGUUGUUCGGAACCAUUUGCAGAUAUCACGUUCAAAAUGACAAUGAGACGAAAGACUCUGUUUUACACAGUGAAUUUAAUCAUACCAUGUGUUGCGUUAACCUUCCUAACCGUUCUUGUCUUCUAUCUACCCAGUGAUUCCGGUGAAAAGGUCACGUUAUGCAUUUCGAUUCUUGUGUCGUUGACUGUGUUCUUUUUAUUGCUCGCCGAAAUUAUUCCCCCAACAUCACUAGCCGUACCGUUACUGGGAAAAUAUCUACUAUUUACGAUGAUUUUAGUGUCAUUGUCCGUUUGGACAACCGUUUGCGUGUUAAAUAUUCAUUUCAGAUCUCCAUCAACGCACAAAAUGUCACCGUUAUGUCGGAAAAUAUUUUUACAUUUUAUGCCGAAAUUGAUGUGCAUGCGUCGAACCCAUUACAGUCUACCCGAUUACGAUGACACAACGCCCAGUCAGGGAUAUACCAACGAAAUUGAAGUUCGUGAUAGCAUCACCGAUGAUUUCCCCAACGACUAUAAAGCUGAUGGACAGGAUGGAAACUUUGAUAAUAUUGGACCCAACAUUCCGCAAUCUGUUACAGAUUCGGAAAAUACGUUCCCACGAAAUUUAUCGCCCGAAGUAUUGCAAGCGUUACGUGGCGUUCGUUUUAUAGCGCAACAUAUCAAAGAUGCUGAUAAGGACAAUGAGAUCGUCGAAGAUUGGAAAUUCGUAUCGAUGGUGUUGGACCGCUUUUUGUUAUGGGUAUUUACGCUGUCCUGCAUCGGGGGCACACUCGGAAUCAUAUUUCAAAGUCCGUCGUUGUACGAUACACGUCCGGCUAUCGAUCAACAGUUGAGCGAAAUUCCGUUGAGGAAAAAUAAUUUUAUGCUUCCUCCCGAUAUCGUUCGCAUGACUUUAAAUGACUAAAUGAACAGGCCAUAAUAGCAAUUUUAUGAACAUUUUAAACUCGAAAGCUCGUAAAAAUAUUAAAUUAUUAAAACUGAAUAAUCGAACAAUAAAUAUAAUUCUAAGGAUUUGCGGCCAAAAAAAAUUACAAUUUGAGUACGAAACACUUUUUAUUGCUAAAAUAAUACGAACACAUUUAUAAUCGCUCAAAUAUAGAGUCAACCAGUAGCACGGUGAAAUGACAGCCAACAUCUAGGCGCUGAAAUUACACUCUAAACUUAGGCGCUGAAAUUACAAAUUACAACUAUUUUUAGGACAAAGUUUUCCAAUAUUUUCCUAGAUUUUUCCUUUACUUAAAUUUUUUCCCUAACGAGACGAGACGAGUAUGUAGACGAGCGCUGUAGACGAGUAUUAGUGCACAUUUAAUAGGCAAACGUCAGAGGAAUGUAAUUUUGCAAAUUCAUUAUAAGCUGGGAUUCUAUUUACUAGGGUGGAUGUACCCAUCCUCGGACGAUUAACUUUUUUUUCGACUUCAAUUAAGUGCUAUAAAGGCUCAAGCUAUUAUUUUGGAAAGAUUGUAUCUUCCAACAGUCACAAAUUUAAUUAAGAUUCGUUUUAUGUACACUAAUUAAAUCAUUUAUUUCCGAAUUAUUUUUAAUUAACACUUUCAUUCGGCCGAACAUGAAAAUCCAAUUGUCGGACACUUUUCUCCGAUGCUCGGACACCUCUUCUUCAAUGCUCGGACGCUAACUGAAUUAAAUAAUUUCACGGACUUUUUUCAAUAAAAUAAGAAAAGUCAAUUGUUAAUCAUUCAAAUACACUAAAAAUGAAGUGAAAACACUAAAUUGAAUAGAUAAAACCAUUUAAAUUACAAUUUACAAAGCAUUUUUGAGUCACACUAUUUUGGUUCCAUUUUCGGUGUAUUUAACAUGGCAUAUGUUGAAUUUGACACUUCAUAUGUUUUCCAUAUAGUCCGACUACUGAAUCAAGACCAAAUAUCAUGUUUGUAUCAACCGGACACCCAAAAAACAGUAGAAAUAAUUGUUUAUAAUCGUGUUUGAGUGAAAAUAAUAUUAUUUUGAACAUUAAUUAAUCUCAAAAACAAAGCCACUGUACAAUAUAAGUAAUUUUCAACUAGAAAAAAGAAGUGUUUUGAUCACCUCACAAACUAUUUUUCAGGUAGAAAAUUAAACUUUUCAGUAUGUGGUGCCACUGUUUCAAUGAUUAAAAUUACACAGUGUUCCUAGUGAAUCCAAUUUUACGAUCAAUCGAUAGUGAAAACUACAAAUUACAACUGAAGGAUAGUCAUCCACAAUAUUUUCGAGCUAGAAGUAAAUUAAUUUACUUUUAAUGUCAAAGUGUCCGAGCAUUGGGUCGUGUCCGAGGACUGGUACGCCUACCCUACAACGUCCACCAAUGCAUACACACUAUACAGAUAUAUUGAAACCGUUGAAACCUCAAUUCUCUUCCUAACUUUCAAUGUGAAUAGGGAUCAGUUUAUAUUAAUUUGUGAAAACUGCUCUCAUUCCACCGAUAAAAUGAUCCGGGUUCGAUUCCCGAGCCAGACAAUUCCACAUGGAAUUUUUCUAGCAAUUAUAUAGUAUUGGUAACAUCCCAAAGUUCACUCAAACUUCAUAAUUUGGGUAAUUGCAGUGUAUUUGGCGGCUGCAACGAUGUACACACUGAAUGACUUGUAUGACGUAACCCAAAAUACGAUGAAUUUGUGUACAUACGUCUCUAGUCUACAUUAAGGCGUGAUAUCAAUUAUAGGCACCUAAUUUUCCUCAGAGAGUAUUUGCAUACUUCGAGGCGUAGUUGGAAGUCGCGAUUAGCCGGUGGUACAAACUGCACUUGUUAUUGGCAGUAAAAGACUGUUAGUAAGGUCUCUAAACGAAAAAACAAAUCAAACACGUACAGUUUCAUUUGCAUAUGAAAUUGCAUAUGGAAUCGGGAAGAGAAUUUUGAUUCUAGUUUACAUCGCCCGAAUGGCCAAAUGUAGGCUACAUUUCUGCGUGCUACUAAUACUCAUGAUCAAUAAGAAUGUAAGUAGAAAUAAAGAUGUUACAAAUAAAAC